CAUCCCCUCUCCCUCCCGUCCCACCCACUUAGCCUCAGCCUAAGAGCCCUUAACAAAUGACUCCCAAGGAAUUUAAAUGGCUAACGCUGGCUGGCCAAUAACGAGAUGCAUAAACUCUAUAACCAGGUUACAAGGCUCCAGCCAUUAGGAAGAAAGGUUCCUCGGGCAAAGGCGUGAGUCCUCUUAACCUGUCGCCCUUCGACUGUGGGACCAGAGAGGCUUUACCAGGCUGUGAAUGAGUUUGACACCAUGACCGCUGAGGACUCCACUGCAAGGAUGAGCAACGAUUCCUCCAACGUGACUACCACAAAAGUUCCCGAAGGAGUUGCUGGUGCUCCCAACGAGGCGGCCCUGCUGGCCCUCAUGGAGCGCACUGGAUACAGCAUGAUCCAGGAGAAUGGGCAACGCAAGUAUGGCGGCCCUCCUCCUGGCUGGGAGGGCCUGCACCCUCCACGUGGCUGUGAAGUCUUUGUGGGCAAAAUCCCCCGUGAUGUCUAUGAAGAUGAGCUCGUCCCUGUCUUCGAGUCGGUCGGACGCAUCUAUGAAAUGCGCUUGAUGAUGGACUUUGAUGGGAAGAACCGUGGCUAUGCCUUCGUGAUGUACACGCAGAAGCACGAAGCAAAACGAGCUGUCAGGGAGCUCAACAACUACGAGAUCCGCCCCGGCAGGCUGCUGGGUGUGUGCUGCAGUGUGGAUAACUGCCGGCUCUUCAUUGGAGGCAUUCCUAAGAUGAAGAAGAGAGAGGAGAUCCUGGAAGAAAUCGCCAAGGUGACAGAAGGCGUGCUGGAUGUCAUCGUGUAUGCCAGUGCAGCAGACAAGAUGAAGAACAGAGGCUUCGCCUUCGUGGAGUAUGAGAGCCAUCGAGCAGCAGCAAUGGCCAGGAGGAAACUCAUGCCAGGAAGGAUCCAGCUGUGGGGACACCAGAUUGCUGUUGACUGGGCAGAACCAGAGAUAGAUGUGGAUGAAGAUGUCAUGGAGACUGUUAAAAUCCUCUAUGUGAGGAAUUUAAUGAUUGAGACCACAGAGGACACUAUUAAAAAGGUCUUUGGGCAGUUUAACCCUGGCUGUGUAGAGCGGGUGAAAAAAAUACGUGAUUACGCCUUUGUGCACUUUACAACCAGGGAAGAUGCCAUUCAUGCCAUGAACAACCUUAAUGGUGUUGAACUGGAAGGCUCCUGCCUGGAGGUUACCUUGGCCAAGCCAGUAGACAAGGAGCAAUACACUCGCUACCAGAAAGCAGCAAAAGGAGGAGCUGCAGCAACGCCAGAAGUAACUCAGCAGCCUAAUUAUGUUUACUCUUGUGAUCCGUACACACUAGCAUAUUAUGGAUAUCCAUACAAUGCCCUGAUUGGGCCCAACAGAGACUACUUUGUGAAAGCAGGCAGCAUACGAGGCAGAGGGCGAGGUGCAGCUGGCAACAGAGCCCCAGGCCCCCGGGGCUCCUACCUGGGGGGAUACUCCGCUGGCCGUGGCAUCUACAGCAGGUACCAUGAAGGCAAAGGAAAACAGCAGGAGAAAGGAUACGAGCUGGUACCCAACUUGGAGUUACCUGCGGUCAACCCGGUGGCCAUUAAGCCUGGAGCAGUGGCCAUCCCUGCCAUUGGUGCCCAGUACUCCAUGUUUCAAGCUGCGCCACCAGCCAAGAUGAUGGAAGAUGGCAAAAUCCACACUGUUGAGCACAUCAUCAACCCCAUAGCUGUCCAGCAGGACCCGGCUAGUGCAGCAGCUGCUGCGGCAGCCGCGGCCGCAGCUGUGAUACCGGCUGUCUCAACGCCUCCCCCGUUCCAGGGCCGCCCCAUCACGCCGGUGUACACCAUGGCUCCCAACGUCCAGCGGAUCCCCGCUGCCGGCAUUUACGGGACAAGUUACGUGCCCUUCGCGGCGCCCGCCGCGGCGACAGCGACGAUAGCCACGCUACAGAAGAACGCUGCCGCCGCCGCUGCCGCUGCCUACGGGGGGUACGCCGGCUACAUCCCCCAGGCCUUCCCAGCUGCCACCAUCCAGGUGCCCAUCCACGACGUCUACCAGACGUACUGAGACUGUCGGCAGAGGAGAAACACACCCUGAAGGAACACUUUACUAUUUAUGAAGAAAGAACCGACUGCGAAAGAGUAAAUGUUUGGGGCUCGGUAAACUGAUGCAGAAAGUGAAGAAUGUCAUAGAAAAAUGUGUCCGAAAUGUUUUCUACGCUUGAAGUUUUCACUAACUUUUUUAGGCUAUUUUUAAAAUUUAACAUGCCUGUAUUCAUACAUUUCUAAAGGACCUCGAUGCAUCCAGCCCACCGCUGACAUGCAUUUAUACCCAUCCUAGUGGGGUUGCAUAGGGUCUCCUUUUUUUUUUUUUUAGCAGUUAUAUUUCCAAUGUAUUUGUGGUAUGAAGGUUAUUUUUUAGUAACUUCUGCACUCCAGAGAUGUCUAUUUUGUAGUGCCUUUAAUAAUAUAUCAGCUAUAUAUAAAAAAGCACACCUGAGCAGCUAGGGAAAGUUUUAACAAUAUAUUUUGAAGAAUAUAUUCAAUAUUUAAAGAAUACAUACUUUAGAUUUUUUUUUUUUAAGAAAAAACCAACGAGUAUCUUAUUUAAAAAAUUAUACUGGAAAGUGCAAUUUGAAAAAUGUGCAAGACCUCUGCAUUUUUGUGCUGGCAUUAACACAAUCCACUUCUUAUUUGAAAUCGGAGGUAACUAAUAUUUCUCAUUUGAGAGAAAGAGGAAAGAAAAAGCCUCCUCACACAAACCUCUUCAUGGUGUGAUUUGCAGGCUUGUAUUAAGUAAAGGAAAGGCUCUGAGUUCUCCUUAACAACUGGAUUUUCUAUUGAAGCUACUUGCAGCUGGAGCACAAGCAGAAACAAGUAGCUGAUAUUUGAUGUGAGGUUUCUUGACUUAGAUCUUCAUCCAGUAUAAAACCUAGGCUCUUUUUUAAUGUUCUUUAUUUUAUUCUUUGAAGUAUAUGUUGUAGUGACUGAGAAUGUAUGCUGCUCUCACCAAGAGGAUGCGCAGCGUUACUUACCCAUUGCUCCAUCAUGUUCUGUGAGAAAUUUCCACUACUAGGGGUGGUAGUGAUACUGGAAUUAGUGAAACGGGGCUAACCUCCCACCCAGCCUCCCUUCCAUGCUUAAUUCCCCUUCUCCACAGCUGGAGUUGUACAUGCACAUCAGGGGUGGGAGCAAUUAGACCCGACGAUUUUAAGACAUAGAGCUUGUAAAUAUCUCUUUUAAUAUACAUUUUCAAAGUCCUUUUAUGUUGCAAAUUUACAUGGUAUGUGGUUUGCCACAAAACAAAAACCUUAUAUUGCAAUGUUAUAAAAAAAGUUUGUUUUAUUAAGAAGUAAAUAUAUUAUUGCAGUGUUUUGUGGCCUGUUUAAAGGCUUUUAUUUAGUAGUAUGGUGAAUGUAAAAUAUGGUAAAACAGUGAAGAAAUGUCUUGCCCAUUGUAUGAAGUGCAUCAGCCCUGCAAACACAGCUCUGGUGACACGAGGUGUGGAGCAGAGAGUGAGUAAACAAUGUUCCUUUACUUUUUGUGGUAGAAGUACCAACUGAAGGGGUUUCGUAUUGAAUAUACUUUGACAACCGAACGACUUCCAGACCACAUCCAGCUCAAUUAAGUGACAUUUUAAUAUGUUUUUUUUUCCUUGCCUCAAAAUGGAACAGUUGUUUUUUAGGUGCUCUUGCUCAGCCAGGCUGAGCUCUCCUCACCCCUCACGCCCCACCAAGCAGCCAAAGCACUGGGAGGAGGUUAACCAUUAGGUGGGACUCUGCCCCUCCGCACCCUUUCCCAGGAUUUUCUUCUUAUCUGUCCCUGUGCUUCUGAAAGCACACCCAGACCUUGCCUGAGGCCUGAAGCAGGGCAAGAGGAGGUGAUUUGGCUGAGAGGGAUGCCCCCAUCAUGGAGACCAACACUGCUUCCUCCAGCCUGGGCCUUGCACAGCUCAACACUAAAUGCUGCUGUGGGUUCACAGGCUCUGCCUAAACACCCCUGGGGCUGGGAAUAGGCAGCCUCCUGGUUUGGGUUUCUGUCAACCCCUUUCCAGCCCCACGCCAUGGCUGACCCAAAGAGGAGGGAUGAAGGGCAAUCACUCUUUUCCCAUUCAUUCUCUCCCCUCCGGCAGGACAAAAAGUGGCAGGGAGAGAAAGGAGCCAAAGAGGGUGAAAAAAAGGAGCCCCAAGCCACCAGUGGGUGCAGGCAGGACCCAGGAACACAGGCAGGAGCCAGGCUGCAGGCAGGAGCCAGGCUGCACUGAGCUUCCCCAGCCCCUGCCUUUUACACUUCCUUCUAAACCAUUUCAUGUACACUACUACUGAGGUAAGUUUGAUAACUUGAAAUGUGAACAUCUUUAGGUUAAGAACAAACUAUUCAAAGGAGGAAAAAAAAAAAAAAAA
Molecule: messenger RNA, 4372 nt
Organism: Calypte anna (Anna's hummingbird)
Lineage: Eukaryota; Metazoa; Chordata; Aves; Apodiformes; Trochilidae
Gene: RBM47
Product: RNA binding motif protein 47
Exons: 5
Coding region: 250-2037 (595 amino acids)
Cellular component (GO): nucleus
Molecular function (GO): mRNA binding
Source: RefSeq, a predicted model, not a curated record